Molecule: messenger RNA, 1885 nt
Organism: Castor canadensis (American beaver)
Lineage: Eukaryota; Metazoa; Chordata; Mammalia; Rodentia; Castoridae
Source: RefSeq, a predicted model, not a curated record
AUGCAGUUUGGCAAGGGGAAGUCGUGUUGCUACCGGUUUCUGACAAAAGGCCAGCAGUGGAUUUGGCUGCAGACCCACUACUACAUCACCUACCACCAGUGGAACUCCAAGCCCGAGUUCAUCGUGUGCACGCACUCGGUCGUCAGUUACGCAGAUGUCCGAGUAGAAAGGAGGCAGGAGCUGGCUUUGGAAGACCCGCCCUCUGAGACCAUGCACCCCUCAGCUCUGAAGGACAAGGGCUCAAGCAUGGAACCUCAGCAGCACUUUGAUGCACUUGACGUGGGCACCUCUGGCCUUAACACCAGUCCUUCUCCAUCAGCAUCUUCAAGGAGUUCCCACAAAUCCUCACACACAGCCAUGUCAGAACCCACCUCCACUCCAACCAAGCUGAUGGCAGAGACCAGCACCACAGCUUUGCCAAGAUCAGCCACCCUACCCCAAGAGUUACCCGUUCCUGGGCUCAGCCAGGCAGCCACAAUGCCGACUCCACUGCCUUCCCCAUCCACCUGUGACCUCACGCAGCAGCUCCUGCCUCAGACCAUCUUGCAGAGCCCACCUGCUCCCAUGGCACAGUUUUCAGCACAGUUCAGCAUGUUCCAAACCAUCAAAGACCAGCUGGAGCAGCGGACGCGGAUUUUGCAGGCCAACAUCCGGUGGCAGCAGGAAGAGCUCCACAAGAUCCAGGAGCAGCUCUGCCUGGUCCAGGACUCCAACGUCCAGAUGUUUCUGCAGCAGCCAGCUGUACCUCUGAGCUUCAGUAGUGCCCAGCGGCCUGAGGCUCCACAGCAGUUACAGCAAAGGCCGGGUGCAACGUCGCAGCCCCACCUCGUGGCCAGCCCUCAGCUUCCAGGGCAGAUGGCCUCCACCCAGGUCACAAACCAGCACCUGCUCAGAGAAUCAAGUGUGAUAUCCUCCCAGGGUCCAAAGCCAAUGAGAAGCUCCCAGCUGAUGCAGGGAGGCAGCCAUUCGGUGAGCAGCUUAACACCCCAGUUCAGCAGCACCUCGGCUGUCCUUCCUCCAGGUCUGAGCCUGACCACAUCUGCUCCCACCUCCCAGGAUGCCAGCCAGUGUCAGUCCAGCCCUGACUUCAGCCAUGAUCGGCAGCUCAGGCUACUGCUGAGCCAACCCAUCCAGCCCAUGAUGCCUGGGUCCUGUGAUGCCAGGCAGCCCUCGGAGGUCAGCAGGACAGGACGGCAAGUCAAGUAUGCACACAGCCAAGCCGUGUUUCCAAGUCCAGACUCACACCCCGCCAGCAGCAGCGCCUCAACCCCUGUCCUGCUGAUGGGGCAGGCAGUGCUUCACCCCAGCUUCCCCACCUCCCAGCCGUCACCCUUGCAGCCGGCACAGGCCCAGCAGCAGCCACCACACUACCUGCAGGCGCCCACCCCUCUGCACAGUGAGCAGCCGGACUCGCUACUUCUCCCCACCUACUCCCAGCAGCCAGGGACACUGGGCUACGCCGCGCCGCCCGCACAGCCGCAGCCACAGCCCCCGCGCGCACCCCGCAGGGUCAGCCGGCUGUCCGAGUCAGGCCUGCAGCAGCCACCCCGAUAGAGGCCUGGCGCCGGAGUCGGACACAAUUAGCUUUAACCAAUGGACGAGGGGGUGGCCGGGAGGUGGGGAGACGGAUUUGCAAUAAGCCCUUGGCCUGUGUGCAUCCUGCGUACAUUUCAGAACUGGAUGGUGGCCAUCAGUGGAAAAAGAACGAAUACUGGCCAUGUUUCCCUGGGCGCGGAGGUUCUCGGGCACACUCUACAGCCAUUCCGGACGGUAACCGGCGUGGCCUGUGUAGGUGUCGUUCCUCAGUUUACCUACAGAGAUGGCGCCCCUCGCUGCAUCCCCGAAAGUGCGCAGGUUAUUUUACCUGUGCGCCCUACCUGGCCUU